Molecule: messenger RNA, 357 nt
Organism: Marasmius oreades (fairy-ring Marasmius)
Lineage: Eukaryota; Fungi; Basidiomycota; Agaricomycetes; Agaricales; Marasmiaceae
Exons: 2
Coding region: 1-357 (118 amino acids)
Source: RefSeq, a predicted model, not a curated record
AUGGAAGCCGCUACCCAAAAUCCACAUCGCUCUACCUGGAGCAAGGAAUGGCGUGACGUGCGCAUCGCCGCUGGAACUCGAAUCGUGGCUAGAGGAUCUAGGAUGGGAUGUACACUUGAAUUUGUCGAGAUUUUCGAACAGUAUAGGAGGAAGGGUAAGGCACGGGUAUAUGGUAUGCUGCAGGGAAGGCAAGCGACUGCGGUGGUGUUAUAUUUCGAAGAUGGGGCAUUAUGGUCGGAGGUCGACGCAAAGUUGAAGGGUAUUAUACCGGAGUGCUAUAACACCUACUUAAAACUGUGCUACAGCUUACAACGUCCAUCCUCCCGUGUUGCCGUAGGCGAUUGUCGGUAUGACUAG